Molecule: messenger RNA, 780 nt
Organism: Pleurotus ostreatus (oyster mushroom)
Lineage: Eukaryota; Fungi; Basidiomycota; Agaricomycetes; Agaricales; Pleurotaceae
Exons: 4
Coding region: 1-780 (259 amino acids)
Source: RefSeq, a predicted model, not a curated record
AUGUCGACACGGAGGAGGAAACGGAGGAGAGAUAGGGAGAGCGGCGAAGGGGCAGGCCAUCAUCCCCUCGUUGUCGUUGCUGUCAUCGUCGUAGGAGAAGGAGGAGGAGUCCACGGCGAUGGGCCUUGCGAUGCAGAUGGGAAUGCGGGGGCCAAGGUGCAAGCAACGGUAAAGACAGCGCCGUCCCCGACGAGGCGUAAAUCGGCGAAAAAGCGUACGGCAGCCGCGAGGCUUGUCCACCAGCGCAAUCUUGCUGUGAAGAGGCGCAGCGUUGACGAUGUUCGCUCGGAUGACGAGGCAAAGAAUGGAGGCGGGGUCUGGAAGACAAGAGAGGCCACCUAUGCCCUCCCGUGUCAGGCCGUGGUUCUGGGUGAUGUGGUUUCAGACCAGACAGAUGGGACGUUUCCCCCUUGUCUCCCUCCCUCGCACGUCGAACCUCUUGAGCUCGAAGAAGCACUCGUAACCACCUUCACAUUUGACGUCUGGAUGCAAGCCUCGCCAACUGACAUCAGCUCGAGCUUACCUUCGCCCUCCACCAAGCUCUGCUCCCAACCAUUGAAACCUCGUCCCUCCAUCCCCGUCCCUAUUCCUCACAGACACUGCGCCAUUGCUGGCUGCGAAGUGGGUGAGGUCAUGUUACGGAUCUUGCGGCACGACCUCUCAGUUCGACCCCAUCCCACCGCCCCAUCCCACCACGGACCCGUCGACCUCGACUACAUAUACAAUGCCGCGAACGGUGAAACACCACACGGCCUCCUGCCCUCGAGUACGACUUGCUAG